AUGAAUACUUUUUUGUUCCUAAAUUUUUUAUUUCUCAUUCAGCCAGCUUUUCAAUUAUCAGACAGUGAAACUUUUUUGAUAUACAAUGAAAAUCUUAAUCGUUGCCUAAAACUUCAAGAAUCUCGUUCCUUCUCCCUUGAAAUCUGCAACAAGUAUAGCGACCAGCAAAAGUUUAAGUGGGCAUCCGAUUAUCAGUUAUUGAAUAUGGCUGUAAGGUUAUGUCUGAGUGUACCUUCCAAAACAAACAUGGUUCCAGUUACACUGUCACCAUGCAACAAAACCCUUGAUGAACAAAAAUGGGGAUGCAGAAAUGACACGCUUGUCCUUGCAACAGAAGAACUAUUUUUAAAUCCUGCUAAUGGGCAUGAGAAUAAGGUUAUAGUAUCAGCAAACUCCACCAAAAAGAGUGUUUGGAAGAUUUACGGAACACAGAAAAUCUUAUGCUCCCAGAAAUAUGAAGCUCUAUUCACUAUAGAAGGCAAUUCCUUGGGAGCACCUUGUGUGUUUCCUUUUAAGUAUAUGAAUAAAUGGUAUGCUGAAUGCAUAGUUAAUGAUGAUGAACGCCAACGACUUUGGUGUGGAACAACUCCAGAUGUGGACAAAGACUCUUUAACUGGAUAUUGCCCCAUAAACGAUAAAAAUGAUAACUUUUUCUGGACCAAAAAUCAUUGGACAGAAGAUCUCUACCAGAUCAAUUCUGGCUCAGCUCUAACAUGGGAUGAAGCAAGAAAAAGCUGCCAGCAACAAAAUUCAGAAUUAUUGAGCAUCAACGAAUUAUAUGAGCAAGCAUAUUUGACAGGAUUAACACAAAAUUCAGAAGCCAACUACUGGAUUGGUCUUAAUAAUCCAGAUUUUGACAAUGGAUGGCAGUGGAUUAGUGACCAACCUUUAAAAUAUUUAAACUGGGCUCCAGGUAGUCCCUCUUCAGAAACAGGAAAAACCUGUGGAUUGUUACAGGGUCGGAAUGGCAAAUGGGAAAAUAAUCUGUGUGAACUGAAGAAUGGAUACAUCUGUAAGAGAAUAAACUCUUCAAUACAGGCAUCUUUGCCUUCUUUAGAUGAUCUUAAGCCAAUUAAAUGUCCAAAUAACUGGGUUGGAUAUGCAAAACACUGUUACCGUCUGAAUAGAGAUCGCAAAACGUGGAAGGAUGCUUCAGUCUCCUGCCAAAAGGAUGGUGGACAUUUACUAAGUAUACAUGAUAUUGAGGAAUACAGCUUUGUUUUUUCUCAGCUUGGCUAUGAAUCAACAGAUAAUUUGUGGAUAGGACUAAAUGACCAGAAGACUUCUUCAUAUUUUGAAUGGAGUGAUGGUACUACAGUGAGAUUCAUCAAAUGGCAGAAAGGAGAACCCACACUUAUAAGCAACAUGCAGGAAGACUGUGUCAUCAUGACUGGGAAGAAUGGAUACAUGGCAGAUCAUUUCUGUGAAGAGGAAUUAGGAUACAUCUGUAAAAAAGAGUCUUCAGAAUUUCUUCCUGAAACAGAUGAGGUUGCUGAUCCAAAAUGCCAGAAAGGCUGGAAAAGAUAUGGUUUCUAUUGUUACUUAAUUGGAAAGACACUUGGAUCAUUUUCAGAAGCAAAGACAUCUUGUGAAACAAACCAAGGAUUUCUUAUCUCUGUGGAGAAUAGAUUUGAGCAGGCCUUCCUGACCAGCCAAAUUGGACACCGUCCUGAAACAUAUUUCUGGAUUGGCCUUUCGGAUGUAGCAAAUCCAGGCACUUUCAACUGGACCAAUGGAGACCCCGUUCAGUUCACUCACUGGAAUGCAAAAAUGCCUGGCCAAAAUCUUGGCUGCGUUGCCAUGAGAACGGGAGAUGCUGCUGGACUGUGGGAUGUUGUCAAUUGUGAAGAGAAGGCCGCCUUCCUUUGCAAGCAAUUGGCUGAAGGCGUGACGCCUCCUCCAAUCCCAGAACCAACACCCCUUGCCAACUGUCCUGAGGGAUGGAUCGCAAGCCCAACAAGGAAUAUCUGCUUCAAGGGCUAUACAGAGAAGAAAACUGAAAAGAAAACUUGGUUUGAGGCACAUGACUUUUGUAAAUCAAUUGGAGGAGACCUGGCUUCUUUUCAUAGUAAACAAGAGUUUUAUUUAGUAAACAAACUGCUGCAAUAUCAACACAGCUGGGUUGGUUUAAGAAUUGUGGAUUCUAGCCCAGGAUAUACUUGGACUGAUGGGUCUCCUGUAAAUUAUGAACCAAACUCACGUUGGUAUUAUUCAGAAAGUGAAAAUAAUGAAAGAUGCAAAUCAAUAUGGGGAAAUACUAGAUAUUGGUCUUCAAAGAGAUGCAGCCUAUUAGGAUAUUGGAUCUGUCAAAUUGCAAGAGAACAUUCUUUUAUAAGAAUUGAAGAUGGCUGGAUUGAAUAUAAAAGCAAUGAGUAUUAUUUCAGUAAUACAAUAAUGCCUGCAGAAAAAGCCAGGAAGUUCUGCAAACAACAUGGUGGCGAUCUUACCACCAUUGAGAGUAAAGAAGAAAAUAUAUUUUUGUGGAAAUAUAUCUUCCAUUAUGAAAAUCAUAAUACUUACAUUGGUUUAACCUUGGGCCUUGACAAAAAGUUCGGAUGGAUGGAUGGAACUCCAGUGACAUAUGAAGCCUGGUCCCCCGGUGAACCCAACUUUGCAAAUGAUGAUGAAAACUGUGUAGUUAUGUAUUCUGAUUCAGGUGUAUGGAAUGAUUUAAACUGUGGUGUUGAGACAACCUUCAUCUGCGAGAGACACAAUAGCUCUGUCCGUACAACUGCAGCGCCCACAUUACCUGCAAUUCCAAAAGGGUGCAGUGAGGGUUGGCUUUGGUUUAAUGACAAGUGCUUCCAAGUAUUUGGCUUCGUAGAAGAGGAGAAGAAAAACUGGAGCGCUGCACGUGAUCACUGCAGAAACCUAGGAGGAAACCUGGCUAGUAUACCAAGCAAAGCUGUUCAAGCUUUUCUCACAGUGCAAUUAAAAAGUGCUAGUGGUAAUAUUUGGACUGGAUUUACUGACAAGAAUUGGGGCGGACAUUUCAUGUGGACUGAUGGGAGUGGAGUCUAUUUUACAAAUUGGGCUAAAGGGUCACCUCGUUCACACGAUGGUGACUGCGUUUUUAUGAUGACAAAACCUGAAAGGCUUGCAGGAUGUUGGAGAGUUGGAUCCUGUUCUUCUAAGAUGACCUACAUCUGCCAAAAAAAUACUGGUCCUGAACCUUACUCUGAACCAACAGUUCCAGCAUCUCACUAUAUCAGUUAUGGAAAUAGCAGCUAUUCUAUGGUUAGUCCCAAGAUGACCUGGGAAGAAGCAAGGAAGAAAUGUGAAUCUGAAAAUGCAAAACUUGCCACCAUUGUAGACCCCUAUGCAGAAUCAUUCAUAUGGCUGCAAGUGCUCCAACAUAAGGAGCCUGUAUGGAUUGGACUAAGCAGCAAAGAGAUUGAUUCUGGGUACAAAUGGGUAAGUAACAGGAGGCUAGCAUACACUAACUGGGCUGCUGAAGAACCAAGGCAUAACACAGCCUUUGUCUACUUAGAUAUUGAUGGUUAUUGGAAAACAGGAAAUUACAGUGAAAAACACUCCUCUGUUUGUGAGAGAUAUAAUGGUAUAGUACCAACUGAGAGGCCACAAUCAGCAGGAAAAUGCCAAACUUCCAAAAACAAACACGAAUCUUGGAUUCCUUUUGGGGAUAAUUGCUACAAAUUUUUUAUUUAUGGAACAUCUUGGCCACACUCAGCCUUGAAAUGUACUCAGUUAGGGCAAGCUUCUUUGAUCAUCUCAUGUUUCAUAGGUGGUGCCUUAACUUCAAUUAAAGACUCAGAUGAAUUACACUUUUUAAAGGAAGAAAUGGAAAUACUUGGAAGUGAUGCGUUUUGGAUAGGUUUAUACACUAAUCAGCAAGGAGAAUGGAUAUGGCAAGAUAAUAGUAACAUUGCUUUUGUCAACUGGAAUAAACCGAAUGAUCACGGACAAAAUGAUGGAGGAGAGUCCUUAAGUAACAUUUGCAUUUUUGUGAAUAGUAGAUCUGGACUAUGGUUCAAAAGCCACUGUGAUUCUCGGGCAUCAAGAUCAUACAUUUGUAAAAGAAACAAAAUUAUUGAAGAAUCAGCUGUAAACGCUACAAAAAUAUCAGUGAUGAAAGGAGUGGCACCUCUAUCAACACAUGGCACAGCUGCGGUGGUAGUUAUCUCAAUUAUCCUCAUAGUCAUCAGUAUAGGAAUCGCAGCCUAUAUUUUCUGUAGAAGAAGAAACAGACCACAACAAGUCUCUGCUGGAUUUGACAAUUCUUUGUAUAAAGACAAUGUGGUUAUUCUUCCUAAGGAUUCACAACAUCUUGAAGAAAUUUAA
Thamnophis elegans (Western terrestrial garter snake) is the source of this 4302-nucleotide messenger RNA. RefSeq names its product macrophage mannose receptor 1-like. Gene Ontology annotation, molecular function: signaling receptor activity. The record is from RefSeq and is a predicted model, not a curated record. The transcript is spliced from 29 exons. NCBI's taxonomy places the organism in Eukaryota, Metazoa, Chordata, Lepidosauria, Squamata, Natricidae. Bases 1 to 4302 code for a protein of 1433 amino acids.